Molecule: messenger RNA, 3500 nt
Organism: Numida meleagris (helmeted guineafowl)
Lineage: Eukaryota; Metazoa; Chordata; Aves; Galliformes; Numididae
Gene: MMADHC
Product: methylmalonic aciduria and homocystinuria, cblD type
Exons: 8
Coding region: 114-1007 (297 amino acids)
Biological process (GO): cobalamin metabolic process
Cellular component (GO): mitochondrion
Source: RefSeq, a predicted model, not a curated record
CGCAGGGCUCCUGUCUUCUCCCGCUGCGCCGGGGCCGUGUGAGGCGGGAGCGGGGGUGGCCCUGAGGGGGAGCCGGAGCGCUGGGCGAGGGGCAGCCGAGCAUCUGAUCUGUCAUGGCCAACGUGCUCUGUAACAGAGCAAGAUUGGUCACCUACCUACCAGGGUUUUAUUCCUUAGUCAAAAGAGUUGUAAAUCCCAAGGCUUUUUCUACAGCAGGUUCCUCUGGCUCAGACGAGCCUCAUGUUGCUGCUACACCUCCUGAUUUAUGUCCAAGAACAGUAUGGCCUGAUGAAGUAAUGGGUCCAUUUGGUCCUCAGGACCAGAGAUUCCAGUUGCCUGGUAAUAUUGGUUUUGACUGUCACCUAAAUGGUACUGCUGCUCAGAGGAAAAGCCAAGCCUCAAAAAGUCUGCCUGAUAUAUUAGCGGAGCCUUCGCCGAAUGAAAGGCAUGAAUUUGUAAUGGCACAAUACAUAAAUGAAUUUCAGGGUUCUGAUGUUCCACAGAAACAACAAAUAAAUAACGCUGAAACGUACUUUGAAAAUGCAAAAGUGGAAUGUGCAGUACAAGCUUGCCCUGAACUGUUGAGGAAAGACUUCGAAUCAAUGUUUCCAGAAGUGAAUGCCAACCAUUUAACAGUACUGACUGUUACCCAGAAGACUAAAAAUGAUAUGACUGUAUGGAGUCAAGAAGUAGAAGAAGAGAGAGAAACGCUGUUAGAAAAUUUCAUUAAUGGUGCCAAGGAAAUCUGCUAUGCAAUCUGUUCUGAAGGCUAUUGGGCUGACUUCAUUGAUCCUUCCUCAGGACUGGCAUUUUUUGGACCUUACACAAACAACACUCUGUUUGAAACAGAUGAACGCUACCGCUACUUCGGAUUCUCUGUUGAUGAUCUUGGCUGCUGCAAAGUUAUUCGUCAUAACAUCUGGGGUACUCAUGUUGUUGUAGGAAGUAUUUUCACUAAUGCUGAACCUGACAGCCCUAUCAUGAGAAAACUGAGUGGAAGAAACUAGCAGUCACCAGGGUUUCACCGAUCCAUGUGACUUUGGCAUUCUUUGACUUGAUUCUUUGUAAGCAUUGUCAGAAAGUACCACGCUUUUGAGGUAAUCUCAGAUAAUAAAGUACCCAUUAUUUAUUUUAGUCUCAUGACUGUGUCCACACAUGUGACUUAAAAUGUUAUUUGACACCAUUUUAACAGAUACUUGUAUGUGCCACAUGAAUUGUAAGCUGUGAGUUUCCCUCAUCUUUAAUUGAGUUCAAACUCAGUUGACUUCAAUACAUAGCUAUCUGCAUAGCCUCUUAUUAUUAUCAACUGUUCUGUCUUUCGGUGUCUGACAAAUCUGUAUUCUUUGCAUUAAGAAUCUUGAUGCCACUGAAUUUUCUAGGAAUUUUGACCACUUAUUCCAGUAAGUUAGUGGCAAAAAAAAAAGGGGGGGGGGGAGAGGAGCAAGUAAUAAUACUAUCUCCUAGGAUAUAAAACUUAAUGAGGACUGCAGCAGUGAAUACUGGACUAAUUAAUUGCUCAUGCAGUGCUCUAAAAAGAGAAUAAUCUAAGCUUUCAGAGAUCUUUAACUACAAGUAGUACUUCUCUGGAGAAGUGCUGAUGUGAUUGCUGCAUCCAGAGACUCAGUGAAAAGUCUUUAGUUACUUUAGAAUCAGUCAUCUCUUCAAGUUUUUGUCUUCCAUGUUGCUCGUGAUUUUAUUUUCUCAGUGUUAGCUAAGUAUAUUUAACUAUUUUAUAUAUGUAAAUGUAAUUUAAAUUUGCUUUUGGAAUUUUCUAAGGUCAUUAAAUACAUUGAUGUGGGCAAAGAAAAAAGAUAACAGGUCAAUGCUUGGAUACCCUCAUUGUUUUUUCUUUUACUUGAAUGCAACUGAAAUCUAUCUCUGGAAUUUCAAAUGCCUCUGCAAAGGGCAAUUAUGAUCAAUUGCUGUAAUUACAAUCAAUUAUAGAAAAUAUUUCAGCAGGAAGGUUUCAGUAAAUAAGUCAGUCUCUUCAGGUGACAUAAAAACCUUCAAAUCAAUUGAAGUUACUGGAGAGAGAACAGUGAGGAUAAUUCAAGGCAUCUGAAAUUUCAAAACUGUCUGCUGCCUCACUACAGAAACUAGAUAAUUAAUGUUGUUGCACUCACUUUUUAGGGCUGUUUGGUAAUGUACCACAGCUGUAGCUGUUUGUGCAAUAAUAGGAAUCUUUCAGUCUUGACUCAGUCAAAAUGUAAUGCAACUUUUGUCUGGAUAAUGGCUGCCAGGAAGGUGUGUUGAGAGGUUUAGCUUCCUUUCAAGUAGCUUGGGAUUUUAAUAAUCAUAUGUUUUUCCAAUACUAACUAUUAUAGAUUGAACACUUGUUCUAGGUUUGUAUACUGUUUCUAUUCCUUACUCAGGUUCUAAGCCAGUUUGUCACCAAAGUCUUUCCUCUGGCUUUAUUUAGUAGGCUUAGAACCAGAUCCUUACCAAGUGCCUGUACCUGUCCUUAUUAAUGACUGCCAGAUCAUGGAGGUUUAGGAAGGCUCUCUCUGCUGAAGAAGUGACAGCAGCCUCCUCUAUUCUCACCCUGGCUAAGGCAGCUGUUGAGAGUUUGUCUUCCCAUCGUCAUUAUUGUUGGCUCCAGCCUAUACACAUUCCAGUGCUGAAGUGUAUGGCUGCUGAGGCAGGAUUUGCUUACUGCUGUGUUGUGGAAUCUGCCGUAUUUCUAGGACACGAGCUCUUCACCUCCUGUCUGCUGGCUAAGAAAGUUGUAAUACUCAAAGUCUGGUUUAUUUUUCUGGCCUUUUUGUUAAAAAGGUUUAACAAAUACCAAAAGAGUUACAGAGUAUCUAUGUACAAAACCGAUUGAGGCAUGAUUCUUUUGCAGAGUACAAAUUACCUGAUUUGAUCGUGGAGAGUUGUUAAUGUCUCGGUGCACAGUAUAGUACCAUUGUAGAGAACUUAGUUGGAUAAAUACUAGAAAAAUUCUGUGAAAUGCUUCAUGUAUAGUUUAACUAUGUUGAAGGCUCUUGGUACUCUCUUUUUGUUUUCUUCAAGUGACUUUGCUGUACUUGCCUUUCUAUUUUUUUUAUAAAGAGAGGUGUAUUUUCAGGCAGCUAUCCAAAUUCAACUUGGGGCACAGUUUGAGUUCAUACCCUGUAGAGUUUCGUGCUGGAAAAUGUGGGGUUUUUUUGGUUGUUUUUUUUUUAACAGUAGCUCUUCAAAUGGCUUUAACCCAGGGCAAAAAAAAAACAACUCACUGAAAAUGGUGGGAAUUCUGCCUUGAUGUCACUCGUCUUAGUAUUUCAUGCUAGAAUUUGAGGGGAGAUAUUUUGUGUUAUUUUUCUAACUAACAUUUUCUCGUACAUAGAAGCUUACUAAAACUCUCAAGAGGCUUGAACUAUUCCAGUUCUACUUCCCUCUCAUCAGAAGAGAUUUAUUGUAUAUUAAUUUGCUACUGUGAAAUAAAGGUUUUGGAAUACAGUGUGAUUAGCUGUACUUCUGGUAAUAAAAAAAAGCAAUAAACAAAGCACUUCUCAGUGUCA